UUAAUUGUUGACGUGACCUAGUGCCGGCACUCAGUUGGUUUUAUUGAGCCAGUGUUGGAAUUUUGUCAAUAAUUUAACGUCGACAAGCCCCAAGCUAACGUGUGUGUUUACUGGUUGCUUGGCGACGAUGCCAACAACCACACCUCUCUCACGAGACCUAGUUUUCAUUUGUUUUGUGAUAUUUGUAUUUUCUUUACUUCUUUAGAUAGUAUCUAGAUAAGAAUUGUGAAUUGCAAAUUAAAUAGGCAUUAUUAACCCUACAUAAUGUCGUAAUCUAAGCAGACAUUAUGCUGCUAGAGCAGAGUGGAACGGCGCUGCGGAUCACGUGGUGGGUGCUGGUGGCCGCCCGCGUCGUCUACGGCGGCGUCUCCUGCCUCAGCAACCCUUGCAUGCAUGGCAUAUGCAUUGAUGAUAUUAACAGCACCUAUUCGUGUUAUUGCGUGGAUGGAUACACGGGGGUGCAAUGCCAGACAAACUGGGAUGAGUGCUGGUCCUCCCCCUGCCUGAAUGGGGGCAGCUGUAUUGACGGCAUAGCUUCCUACAACUGCACGUGUCCUGAUGGAUUUAUUGGUGACAAUUGCGAGACGAACUUCAACGAAUGCGAGUCGAACCCGUGCCUCAACAACGGCACUUGCAUCGACAUGACCAAUGGGUACAUCUGCUCUUGCGUCCCUGGCUUCUCCGGGGAGCAUUGCGAGGUUGACAUCGCGGUCUGCAACACUACUGAAGAGGUCCGCUGCUAUAACGGUGGGAAGUGCAUCGAAGGGCCUGGCUUCAAGUUUUAUUGUGAAUGUUUGCCCGGAUGGGCCGGAAGAAAUUGCGAGGAUCAAAUAGACGAGUGCCAAUCUAACCCAUGUCAAAAUGGUGGUAUUUGUAUAGACAUUCAUGCUGAUUACAUGUGUGCUUGUACUUUUGGGUUCACCGGCAAGAGCUGCGAAGUACAAAUAGAGUUUUGCGAUGAUAACUCUUGUAGUAAUAAUGCUUUAUGUGUGGUCGAAGACGGCGCUAGAGUGUGCUACUGCGUGCCCGACUACCACGGCGAGCGCUGCGAGCUACAGUAUGAUGAAUGUCUCCUGGGGCCUAGAUGCAAGAACGGCGGUACGUGCAUAGAUGGAGUAGAUAACUUUACGUGCUCAUGUCCUCCAAUGCUCACCGGAGCCCUGUGCGAAUGUUUGAUUCUAGAAGAUGGGAGCUACGACUGUGAAUACAUCAGUCCCACGCCUUUGACCAGUUCGACUGAGCCAACGUUUUCAUUAUCAUCAUUCCAGGAAGAACUUAGUUCGACUGAAAAAAAUAUUGCAUAUACCCCAAUGUUCAAUAACACUAGUUCCAGGUCUGUACCUACUACAGAAGAAUCAGAAUUUACUACUUCAAUAAGCUCAGCUAUGAUAUCAGAAGUGACUGCCUCUGAAUUACCAACAGAACUUGUUUCUUUACAAAGCACGUCUACAAAUAAACCUGAACUUUUAGAAACAACUGAACCAACUGCUGUAACCAUUAUUGAUACCACAUUGAUUCCUGUAACAGUAACUCCUGAAAUACAGACUGCUGUAACUAUAGAUUUAGAAAAUUCUCGAACUGACGAAACAACAAUGUGUGAAGAAAACUGUGAGACCACAAUUUUAACGACUUUGUUACCUUCAGUAGAUACUGCAACAUCAACAGAAACAAAUGUAGUAGAUAUAACAACCGCAAUUAUUAAAGAAACAUCUGAAGUUCCGAUUGUUAUUACAACAGAUAAAGCAGAUAAAGAAAAAACUGAAGUCACAACAAUGUCUGUAAUUGAAGUAGUUGUUACAACAGAAACGAGUAGUUUAUCAUCAGAAAUGGCAACAGAAAUUACUUCAACGCCUAAAGGAGAUAUUACUACAGAAAAGAUGUUCACAGACACUCCGACCGAACAUCCAGAGAUAGAACAUACAACUUCCAUAGAAUAUACAACUACUGAGGUUAUAGAGCCGACCACAAGCUUUGAGACUUCUACAUUGUAUACCACUCAGCAAUAUGAGUGUACUGAUUCAAUAUGCAAUGACCACGGAAAUUGUGUCAAUACCCCUCAUGGUACUCGGUGCCACUGCCACUUCAACUACGCGGGAAAAUUUUGUGAUGAGAAAAUUACAAUCACCUCAGCUGCUUUUGGAGGAAAUUCUUUCAUAACACACAAAUUGCGCAACAACACAUCAAUUAACAUCGAAUUCAAUGCUAAAACCCUAAUAACUGAUGGACAAAUAAUGCACGUGGACUUAGCAAAAGGAGUUUAUAUGCAGCUUUGUAUGGUGUCUGGAUUGCUGAAAUUCAAAUUUUCCUGUGGCUAUCAAACAAUGCUUUUGAGUGAACUGAAAACUUUUGUCAAUAAAGGAUAUCCCAUGAAGAUAGAAACCAGAUUAGACCUCUACCUGAAAGAGCAGCACUGCAACGCAACUCUUCGCUUGAAUGACACGGUGGCUAUGAGCGGGGGCCAAGUGGCCAACAUCUCGGUCCUAGACCACGACACCACGCUUUAUCUUGGCAACUCACCCGAUGUCCGAGAUACUGACAACAAACCCUUCGUUGGGUGUAUCAAGGACCUCAUUGUUAAUGGAGAAAAUCGUUCAGUAUUCGGUGAUGCAGUAGAAGCUGGUGAAGUAAGCGAGUGUUCAUCUCUAGCGUGUUUGUCAGCACCAUGUCUAAACGGCGGCUCUUGUGACGACAGCGGCGAUGGGUACACAUGUUCUUGCAGCAAUGGUUGGACUGGACGACAUUGCUCGAAUUCAAUUUGUGAGAACAAUCCUUGUCAAUCCGGCGGCAGUUGCGAGCCACAUCCAGGCAGCGGUUUCCUUUGUCUCUGUCCCUACGGAAAACACGGCAUCUUCUGCGAGUACAAUGUGGAAAUAACGCGUCCAUCACUGGCCCCAAUCAGCACAAGCAUAUCAUCGUACCUGAUCUACCCGCUGUCUCCUUCUGCCUUGAACUCCGACCGACUAGACCUGCGUCUGCGCUUCCAGACGGCGGAUAUGGAACAGAUAGCCUUGCUCGCCUUCGUGGGCCAGGCGGGGCGACAUGACUCGCGCAGUCAGCAUCUAGCACUGACUUUUGUUAAGGGCUACAUUAUGCUGACAUGGAACAUGGGCAGUGGUCCUCGCCGCGUGUUCACGUCCCGAGCGCUGAGUGCCCGUCGAGGUGGCCACACGGUGAGAGUGUGGAGGAGAGGUCGUAGUGCCGGAUUCAGUGUGGACAACCGUUACAACGCCUCUGGCAACGCGCCCGCUGUCCAGCCGCGCAUGACGCUGCUGCCUUAUGUGUAUGUCGGCGGUCACCCAUCUCCCGGUUUCUCUGAGUUGCCACACGACUUGCCGCUGCACUCUGGCUGGCGAGGCUGCGUGUGGGACGUGUCGGGCGCAGUAUCCGGCCGGCCCGCCGCGGCGCGCGGCGCCGGUCAGUGUGGCGUGGCGCAGUGCACUGCUAGAUCUUGUAACGCGCCGCAAGGGGUGUGCAUACACUCGCCUGCUACCUACGGCUGUAUUUGCAAUGAAGGCUGGUUCGGAGCCACGUGCGCGUCUCGACAAAGUGUCUGCGGUAGCUCGUCUCCGUGCCGCGGUCGCUGCGUGCUCACUGCUGACGGAGAACACUGUGACUGCCCCUACGGGAAGACCGGGAAAUAUUGUGAUCAAGAUCUUAUCCCAACGGAUGUUCUUUUCACCGGCACACGCUCCUUCGUCCAGCUGCAUCCCCGAGCCAUCUCCAGCGUGAGCCUGGCGUUUGAGGCUGACGUUAAACCGAGGAAGGAGCGCGGUCUGAUAGCGUUCGUGCAAACUCCGCAUUUUUAUGCCUCUCUGUCGCUGCAAGGAGGACUUCUGGAGUACAGGUGGACAGAUCGUCUCUCAGGACUGACGUCGCUGGUCCGCAGUGGGGUAGUAUUAUCAAUGUCAGCUUGGCACAGUGUGAAGGCGGGCCGGUAUGGCAGCCGGCUGUACGUGUGGGUGGACGGGGCUAUCUCCACCGAAGGCAUGAGGGCUCAUGCCUACCCUCAUACGAGCAGCAACGCUUCAGUUCUUAUAGGUGGAGCGAAAGAUUUAUCGGUGAUUCCUUUUGAUGCGAUGUCUGGAGCGGCCGAGUCGUUCGCCGGCUGCAUCAGAAACUUCCACAUCAAUAACAUCUUGGUGACUUUGGAGCCACAACAUAUACAAGAAGCUGCAAACUUGGAGGAUUGUGACGGCACUCCCUGCGGCUCAGAAACUUGCGGCGGCAGCGCAUGCUCUGUUGAAGAGGGACGCGCGCGGUGCGCGUGCGCGGGCCCGGGAGGAGGUGCGGCGGGCGGGGGCGGCGGAGGGGGAGGCGCUGGUACUGGGGGAGGGGGAGGGGGGCGCUGCAGGAGGGAGACCGCCUGUCCGUCCAGGAGGUGUGCCUUGCCACGAGGAUUCUGCAGGAAGGGAAAGUGCGUCUGCGCUACGGGUUAUGAUGGACCAUACUGUGAGAAUAGAAUAAAUAUAACAAUCCCGCAAUUUGACGGCCACAGCUUCCUAUCUCCGAGCCGUGUGGUGACCACGCUUCAGCACGCCGCGGAACAAAGGGUGUCUACCAUGCAGCCUCGUGCGGGAUACGUCGCUCUUAACUUCACCACUGCACACCCUAAUGCGCUGUUGUUCUGGUGGAUCAUGGAUACGGAUUACUUUGGCAUAGGUCUUGAAGGUGGCUACCUGAAGCUGGCAUGGUCUUUCCCUCAUAAUUCUUCCCGGGAACCCCUUCUCGAUCACUCCUCUUCUCGACUGCUGCCCCACUCUGGGUUCCUAUCAAAUGGAGAAUGGCAUACGGUGGUGGCCAAGAUAACUCAAGCUAACAUCACUGUCAUGUUGGAUGAGGUUGUGGUGUAUGUUGAAGAGCCAGGCGUCGGUAAUGUGGAUUACGAUGAUGUGGAUUUGUAUAUAGGGGGUGUAACGGAACAUGAAAGUGCAGUAGCCAGGACGAUAUUUCCACAUAAUUUCAAGGGCUGCAUCGACCAGAUAACCACAACCGAAGACUCGUACCUGACCAACUACACAGAAAUUUAUAGCGAAAAUAUCAAAUCGUGCCAACUGUUCUUCUUUCCUUUGACUUAACGACUUUAUUCGUACAACCCAGUGAUUGUGAUUAGAUUGUCCUAGUUAUAAUAAAAUACUCAUAGUACAAAAACCAUUUCUAGUCUUCUAAUGACCAAAGUGUGCUUAUGUAUUUUAGUCAAUUUACUUAUUUAAAGUUUUGAUAACAUGUUUAUUUAAAAAAUGUUAAUUUAAGUGUAAUUUUAAGAAACGUAGAAACAACAGUGCUUACGUUAUGGUUGAAAAUGAAAAUUAAACAUUCAUCG
This is a messenger RNA of Plodia interpunctella (Indianmeal moth), 5320 nucleotides long. It is a transcript of the gene eys, whose product is annotated as eyes shut. The record is from RefSeq and is a predicted model, not a curated record. The coding region runs from base 288 to 5075 and encodes 1595 amino acids. The transcript is spliced from 22 exons. Gene Ontology annotation, molecular function: calcium ion binding. Lineage: Eukaryota; Metazoa; Arthropoda; Insecta; Lepidoptera; Pyralidae.